Molecule: messenger RNA, 897 nt
Organism: Folsomia candida
Lineage: Eukaryota; Metazoa; Arthropoda; Collembola; Entomobryomorpha; Isotomidae
Exons: 2
Coding region: 152-568 (138 amino acids)
Source: RefSeq, a predicted model, not a curated record
CCAGAAAGGAUAAUUUGGGAAAACCGAUCAAUUGAUAUCAAUUAAUUAAACUGUCAACGCUCAACAAGUAUUACGAAAUGUCGUGUUUAUAUAAAACAUACUCCAAUCUGGGAAGGUUCAUCAGUCACCUUGCUUUACAAACCGUGUCACAAUGCUGCUCCGAGUAUUUUAUUACGCCUUCUUUAUCUCGGUUGCGCUUGGUUACAAGCAGACUUUGACCUACUACUCGGAACCUGACUCCGGAGGGAAUGCGUUGCAAUUUCAGACCAAAGAACCUGAUCUUACACUAUACUGGCCAAUACUGAGAGAAUUCAGAUCAUUCUGCUAUCAAGGAUUUUGGCAUGGAUUCAGUGAGGAUUCAGUGGCAUGGAUUCAAAUUACAACGAUUCGACCACUUUCGGACAUCUUUCUGCUGAUGGGACAGUUCUUUGCAGGAAUGGAUAUUUACCUCGAACAAUGUCCUUGCGGUUCCUGGGACCCUUGGAAACAACAACACCGUCCAUUUCAAUUUAUAGCGGGGCUGAUUAUAACUCGGCGGGAGGAACGGAACGAACUUUCACUGGGUUAGCAGCCAACAAUUUUGGAUUUAUUCCGACGGCGAUAAGUUUGACGGGAAGGUCGAGUUGGACGGGUUUUGCGAACGAGAAUUUUUCUGGAAACUCGACCUGUUUCUCAACCUCAGAGCUGGUAGCGUACCUUGAUAUUUCAGAAAUAAUGGAGAUCAGGUCAAUUGUCCAAGGAUGUAUGUAGCGUCAAAUAUUAUUUAGAUAGUGGGUAUUUUCAUGUCGACAAGUUAUGUUUUCUUGAUAUAUUUGUCCUUCUACAAUUUGUCGUAAUUGUGAAUCUAAAGCCUUUAGUGUGUAUAUUUGAAGGAAUAAAUAAAAAUGUCAAUGAAAA